Boleophthalmus pectinirostris (great blue-spotted mudskipper) is the source of this 3564-nucleotide messenger RNA. RefSeq names its product transmembrane protein 125. The coding region runs from base 1110 to 1811 and encodes 233 amino acids. The record is from RefSeq and is a predicted model, not a curated record. Lineage: Eukaryota; Metazoa; Chordata; Actinopteri; Gobiiformes; Gobiidae. The transcript is spliced from 3 exons.
GCCACACCUGCGCGAACCGGGGAAAGUCCGUGCGUCGCGGAGACAGCAGCCGAGAGACGCCGAGAGAGGAGCGAGCAGGCACGGAUACAGCACCUACGGGAGCAUCGGACCGAAAGCUCUGGAAAUACCACUCGAGUUUAGAGAAUAGACGGGUGCAUCGGCAUGUAGAAGGCGAGCCGGCAAAACCCACAAACUAGAAAGGGAACUGAAAUACGAUUAAAGACAAAGCGAGGUGCAAAAUGUUGAAAAAAUGUUGAAGAGGAGACACCGGAUCCGCGCUGCAGCUUGGACAGAUUUCCAAUGGGCACCAGCUUGUGGACAGUGACUCACUCUUGCUCCCUGUGUUUCCUGAUGCCCUGCCUUGCUUUACCAUUGUAACCGUGGACAGAGAGACACCUCCUGUGGAUAAAGACCUAUUCAGCCUCCACAUCUCUAUACUCCCAGAUGACCAGUGCCCCCCUGUCCCAUCACGGCCCUGUUUGGUCAGCCUGUAGCCCCUGCAGAGUUUGGCAUGGGUGGUCAUCCUUUAGACAGAUGGAGCCCGCCCUGACCCCGCUCCUCGCCUGGGGGAAUGCCAGCAGAUUGGACGGCUGAACGGAGGAGAUGGGAGGGGGUUGUGCCGAUGGUGUCAAGGAAGACAAUGUAAAGAGGUGACUGCUGCUUUUCUACAAACGGCUCCGGACAAGCGCCUCUUUGAUUGGAUAUUGAUGCUGUAACAAGGAGCUCAACACAAGCCAGUGGAUUUACCAACAAAGAGAAUUAUACCGACUCGCCUACUUUGCUCCAACUCGACUGUGUGUGCCGCCCAAAGUAGAGACAAAUUAAAGUAUCGCAAACAAGACAACUGCUUUAAAGGCGCUGUGAAUUUAAAAAUGUGACAAGCAGAUCGAGCUCAUUUUAAACAGUUUGCAGUGGCCCAAAGUUAUUUCUCACUUAUUUUGUGCAUUCCAAACAUCAUAAUUAUUCACCACGAUGAGUUUUUAAGCACUUUUCACCAUUUUCAGAGGAAAGAGCAGAGUUUAAAUCUUCAGUUCGCGGAUUUAUUAGCUAUAGACUGAGGUUGCUGCAGUGGUGGCGGCUUCACACAACACGCUGGACCCCAAAGCAAGAUGCCAGAACUGGACAACUUUCCCCCCUUGAGGGACCCCCACCGAGGCCCCGAGUUGGGUCUAAACGGACCAGCCGACCCUGCCCAAAUCCAACACAGCAUCCUGGAGGAGCAGGUGGAGCUAUGGUGGUUCCGAGAUCCAGGGAGGUCUAUGCUUUGCUACACUGUGUCUAUACUACUGAUUCUGGGCUGUGGGUUGGGUGGGGUGGGUCUCUUGUCCACUACCACCAGCGUGUCCAGCGAAUGGCGGUUAGGGGCUGGUACUGCGCUCUGCCUGCUAGCCUUGGGAGUACUUCUUAAACAGCUACUGAGCUCCGCCGUACAAGACAUGAACUGUGUAAGGAGCAGACAGCGGAUCGACAUGUUAAAAAGCGGGGGGUUGUCUGACCUCCUGGUGGUCCUGAUCACCGGUGUAUCCUUGCUCAUAUGCGGAGGGGUCUUGCUUCGGCUGGCUCUCGCUAAUGACAUGCCCAAACCGGGACAGGCCCUGAAUGACAUGUACAUCUCCGGGGUGGUUCUGUUGGCUGGAGGGGGAGCAGCGGUGGUGGGGGUGGGCAUAUACUCUGUGGUGGUGAUGCUGGUGGAGCGGACGAGGCACGGGAGGCGCUUUGUGGACAGAGUUUUUCACGUUUUCACUGUUUCUGGACACAUCGACCGUCAAGGGCGAAGGGAGACGACGUCAAGUUUGGCAAACCUUAUCUGAUACGUGUACUGUACACAAGAGCUGGUUAAACUUGCUAUGAGAAUUACAUCUAAACAUAACCGGGAUGUCAGGAAGUCAGAUUUAACCUUUUGCAUUUUUAACAAAGACAUACUGUGUAACUUUUCUACUUGAGGUCCCGCCACCUGUUUGUCUUCACAGAGAUGCCACUGCUUUGCCUAGAGCAGACAUGUCAAACUCAGGCCCCGGGGACUAAAUUUUGGUCGCAAUAGAAUUAUAUUUGGCCGGCGAGAUCAUAUCAAAUCAAGUAUCAAGUAUUAGACCUGGCCCACUGGCUACAGAUAGAAUAUACACUAUAGAGACAUUAUUCAUUUAAAAUGUUGUUAUUAUUUUUUAUAUGAUGCUUGUUCUGGAUUCAAUGUUUAAGCAAAACUAUUAUUAAACAUUUAUUUUAAUAAGAAAAGGAUUAACAUUACAUAUCUCUAAAGAAGUGAAAACAUGCAGAUGUUGAUAUUUUUCAAUAAAUAUUUAGUUUGAACCACAGCUUAGUCCCAGUUUUUAAUUUUGGCCUCUGUGAAUUUGAGGUUGACACCCCUGGCCUAGAGUGUCCCACAAUAUGGCUUUAAACUUGUAUAUCUCCAUCUGGACACAAGCAAAUGAUGUCCCUUGGUCAAGUUACAGGUCAGCUCUUUGGAGAGGCAAGCCUGUUUCCAGUUUUGCAGGGUAUAUUUUAAAAUUUAAAAGCCCAUGAUUUAAUAUAGUUGAAUACAUGCCAUAAUUGACCUUGACCUUGAUCUCCAUGGAGACAAGCAGGCAGUGAACUCUAGACUACUCUAGACUCUACUCGAAAAAUUACACAGUGCACGUUUAAUGAAGAAUGUCCCCGUGAAAUUCAUAUCAUGUCUUAAAAUAAAAUCAUGAAUUGUAACAGUGUUUUAAAUGGAUUCCUGGAAGAUAAGCUUAAAAUAAAUAAACUACCAAGAAAAUUAGAGAGGCAGUAGGGGUUUGAGCUCAAUUAUAUACAGUUGGAGAGUGGUUUCUUUUCAAAAAAAUACCUAUUGCUCAUGCUUUUGUGUGGAAGAUGGAACAGGAAAUGCCCCACGUGGUCUAGGAACCGAACCUCAAAGCAUCUUGCUGUGAGGCAGAACUACCACCAUGCCUUCACAUUUUAUUUUACAAUUAGACAAAGAGCUCCUUAUCUAAUACACUAGUCAUAUUUUUUUAUCAGUUAGAUUGAAAUAUCCUAGUAAAAUUCCUUGCAAUUAUUCUGUGAAACAUGUAACCGCAAUUAAGUUUAAAUUCCAUUGCUCCUGACAUCCCUAAAACAUCAUUAGAACAAACAGUGUCCAAACACUGACAGAAAUUGGAUAAAAACAUGAUCCAUCUUCACAUGAGCCAGUGCUGUCUGCCUGAUCAGUGCUGGUGUGACAAAUGCCAAAAGAGUGGAUUUUUUUAAUGUCCUCCUAAUGAAAAUGUAGCAAUAAACUGUCAGAGAAAACGCUAACAAAUGGAACCAGGAUUACAACACUGUCACUAAAAGAAAUUAUGAUGUACUUUUAAAUAUUUAAUCAAAGAAACAGAGAUAAAAGCACAUAUGUUUUCGUUGAGCGAUGAAGCAUUCACUGUGGCUGGACUUUCUUGAAUGGGAGCUGUAGACGCUAAGAUAACAUUUUGUUCUUCUUUAGGAUGGUCUCACAUUCGCAGUAAUGUACCGUUCUCUCAAAGUGUCCUUGGCCACGCACUGACCACUACCUGCGCUGAUUGUAAACUCUCAAUAAAAUGGUUCUGAAGCACA